Postia placenta MAD-698-R-SB12 is the source of this 1625-nucleotide messenger RNA. RefSeq lists its product as hypothetical. Lineage: Eukaryota; Fungi; Basidiomycota; Agaricomycetes; Polyporales; Adustoporiaceae. The record is from RefSeq and is a predicted model, not a curated record. Gene Ontology annotation, biological process: transmembrane transport. Gene Ontology annotation, cellular component: plasma membrane. The transcript is spliced from 11 exons. Bases 1 to 1506 code for a protein of 501 amino acids. Gene Ontology annotation, molecular function: transmembrane transporter activity.
AUGGCGACAUCCCAAGAAAAGUUGGAUCGUACCUUCGACACCGAGAAGGAUGCUGGGUCGCUAUAUGAGACGCCGAAGUGGAGCCAGAAUGGGUCACGAUUGCACAACCGUUUGGCGCAGAAGUUGCUGAGUUGGGGCGUAGAGGAACGAGGUAUCCUGCCGGUACAGCCAGAAGAGCGAACAGACACCCACUACAGUAAAAUAUUCUUCAUAUGGUUAUCGUUCAACUUCAACAUUCUAUCAUUCUCUGCGGGCACAUUAGGCCCCGUGGUUUACGGCCUCAGCCUGCGAGACUCAUGUCUCGUUAUCUUAUUCUUCAAUCUAUUGUGCAGCGCUUUACCUGCGUAUUUGACAACCUGGGGACCUAAGCUCGGCCUCCGCCAGAUGUGCCAAGCCCGAUACAGUUUCGGGUACUUCGGCGUUAUCAUAGCCAGUGUGAUCAACCUGGCUGUGAUGUGCGGAUACUGUAUUUUGAAUUGCAUCCUUGGAGGGCAGACACUGUCAAGCAUCACGAAUGGAAAUCUAUCUUGGACGGUCGGAAUAGUCAUCAUUGCUGUCAUCUCUCUACUUGUUUCGUUUUGUGGCAUGAAAGUCCUUACAUGGUAUGAGCGCCUUGCUUGGAUCCCAGUACUCGUCGUCUACGUCGUGGCACUCGGCCUUGGUGGCAAACACUUGGGCAACCCCCCACCUGCGGAACCCGCUACAGCUUCCUCCAUUUUGACUUUCGCAUCCACCGUCGCUGGCUUUGUCAUCACUUACGCACCACUGGCGUCCGAUUACACUAUCUACUAUAUACCCGAUGCUCCAAGUUGGAAGUUGUUCAUAUACUCCUUCCUAGGAUUCAACGCAUCGAUCGUACCCAUCCAAUGCCUAGGCGCGGCCGCGGCUAUAGUAGCGACCAAUGUCCCUUCAUGGAACGCCGGCUACGCGGAUGGCAAUGUCGGGGGGCUGCUCGAAGCUAUGCUCAGUCCCUCGGGAAACUUCGGGAAGUUCCUCACAGUGCUCCUGGCGCUGAGUGUGACCGGCAACAUCGCGCCAACGCUGUACUCGUUUUGCCUCUGCUUCCAGGUGUUUAUCCCACCGAUGGUUGCCGUGCCGCGGUACAUGUUCUCCCUUUUAGCAACUGCUAUCAUCAUUCCCUUGUCCAUCGUCGGACAACACAAAUUUUAUGACGCUCUCAGUAAUUUCCUAGGGCUCAUUGGGUACUGGGCAAGUGCGUUCGGCGCCGUCAUUCUCAUGGAGCACCUCGUCAUCCGCCGGGGCAACUUCUCCUCAUACGAUUUACGCUACUGGAACAACUACCACAAACUGCCCACAGGCCUCGCGGCUAUCGGCGCGUGCAUUCUUGCGGUUAGCUUGAUCGUCCCGUCGAUGAACCAGGUGUGGUUCGUCGGGCCGUUCGCGAAGACAUCGGGAGACAUUGGAUUCGAGGUCGCGUUUGCGGCGACAGCAUUAUUCUAUCCUCCGUUACGGUACUUAGAACUCAGAUUUAGACCGUUGGUAUGAGACAAGUUCACGCAAAAGACACAUGAUAUCGCUUGUAAGCUAUGUGCAGUGGACAAGAAGCAAUUAUACGGAAGAUCUCGUUUAUUGAUCUAAUAUGAUUAGGGGCCGGACUUCAUGAU